GAGACGUAGCACGGCGCCUUUACCGUGUCUGAAUGAACUCGGGAUUGGCGAUGCCUGGAUUUGUUUUUCCAGCUAUUUUCAGUGCUUAAUCUGUGAAUGGCGCCUAAACAGGACCCUAAACCUAAAUUUCAAGAAGGUGAACGAGUGCUGUGUUUUCAUGGGCCACUGCUAUACGAAGCUAAGUGUGUGAAAAUCAAUAUUAAGGAUAAACAAGUGAAAUACUUUAUUCAUUAUAGUGGAUGGAAUAAAAAUUGGGACGAAUGGGUUCCUGAAAGUCGUGUUCUUAAAUAUGUGGACAGUAAUCUGCAGAAACAGAAAGAGCUUCAAAAGGCAAACCAAGACCACUAUGUUGAGGGAAGGAUGAGGGGAGUCGCACCAAACAAGAAGAUAGCUGCUGUGCAGCAAAAAAAUGUUGAUGUGAAGACAAAGAAGAACAAACAAAAGAUACCAGGAGCUGGAGAGGGAACCAGCACAGGGGAAGUGCCUCACCCGCCACGCAAAAAGAGGGCACGUGUUGAUCCAACUGUAGAAAGUGAGGAGACCUUUAUCAAUCGUGUAGAAGUUAAGGUGAAAAUUCCUGAAGAGCUGAAACCAUGGUUGGUUGAUGACUGGGACCUGAUCACCAGACAGAAGCAGCUUUUCCAUCUGCCUGCAAAAAAGAAUGUUGAUUCUAUCCUGGAGGAUUAUGCAAAUUACAAGAAAUCAAGAGGAACCUGUGAUAACAAGGAAUACGCUGUAAAUGAAGUGGUCGCUGGCAUCCGCGAGUACUUCAAUGUCAUGUUGGGCACUCAGCUCCUUUACAAGUUUGAAAGGCCACAGUAUGCUGACAUCCUUUCAAACCAUGCAGACACCUCCAUUUCUCAGAUCUAUGGAGCUCCACAUCUGCUGAGGCUUUUCGUGAGAAUUGGGGCCAUGCUGGCUUACACACCUCUGGAUGAGAAAAGCCUGGCUCUGCUUCUCAGCUACCUGCAAGAUUUUUUAAAGUAUUUGGUAAAGAAUUCAUCUUGUCUGUUCAACACCUGCGAUUAUGAAGUUGCACCACCGGAGUACCACCGCAAGGCUGUGUGAACACAAAGCCAGUGAAGAUCUGUGCUGCUUUUUAUUCAUCGUGGAAUGUUUUUACAUGUUCCUUUUAAAACCCGAGGAAGGUUAUAGGACAGUUCAGUUGACUGGAAGGUGAAUUAAGACUGUAUAUAAGAGCCUGUUGUACUGAACUGGUACUUUAUGUUUUUUUGGAAAGAUGCUCAGUCCACACAUUGUUUGAAUAUAUUUAGGAUCAAAUCACAUUGGUAAAAAGUAGCUUGAGUAAAAGGGAAUCAAGCUUAAUACUGCAUUUUUUUUGUUGUGACUUUUAUGUAUGUUUGUUAA
Molecule: messenger RNA, 1368 nt
Organism: Trichomycterus rosablanca
Lineage: Eukaryota; Metazoa; Chordata; Actinopteri; Siluriformes; Trichomycteridae
Gene: morf4l1
Product: mortality factor 4 like 1
Exons: 12
Coding region: 97-1068 (323 amino acids)
Biological process (GO): chromatin organization; regulation of DNA-templated transcription
Cellular component (GO): NuA4 histone acetyltransferase complex; nucleus
Source: RefSeq, a predicted model, not a curated record